GUUUUGAGCUCAAAAAGCACCUCGUAGCUGUAUGUAAACCAGGGAGAUAAAUGAACGGCUCUUUCACCGAUGCAAUUCGGUUACCGACGUUCACCAAAACGAUCCGUUCAAAAACAACCUUUCGUUACCGAACGACCAUCACUAGUUGAAACAGGAAAUACUAGUAUAAAGAAGUAGAGGAAGUAACGGACGUUAUCGUCGGAGAAACAUGUUUCAGAGCUGAGUGAGCUGUGACUUACAUCUAAAAUGAGUCUCUCUGAGGAGAGAGAGGAGGAGACCACUGCCUCUAAAACGAGUCUCUCUGGGGAGAGAGAGGAGGGGACCACUGCCUCUAAAACGAGUCUCUCUGGGGAGAGAGAGGAGGAGACCACUGCCUCUAAAACGAGUCUCUCUGGGGAGAGAGAGGAGGAGACCACUGCCUCCAAAAUGACUCAAGACACCAGUUCUAAGAGUGUUCAGAAGCCCAGAGCAGAGUCCCCUACAACCAGCCUGCUAUCAAUGAAGAGUGAUCAGCCACCUGCUUUCAGCCAGGAACCAUUACCAGAUGACAAUAAGGAAGUGGAGAGUUUGGACAGUGAGGAUCCAUUAAAGAUCACACACAACCUUCUGGACAGAAGAAGUCAAACUCUACUGACAGUCCAACAAGACAUUAAGGCUAAACUGAAACAUAAGUAUCAACACAUAUCUGAAGGAAUUGGACACCAUGGAAACCAAAUUCUGUUAAAGGACAUCUACACAGAGCUCUACAUCACAGAGGGUGGAAGUGGAGGGCUCAAUAAUGAACAUGAGGUUAGACAGAUAGAGAUGGCAUCCAAGAAACAAACCACACAAGAGACGCCAAUCAAAUGCAACGACAUCUUCAAGCCUUUACCUGAACAAGACAAACCUAUCAGAACUGUGCUGACAAAAGGAAUCGCUGGCAUUGGAAAAACAGUCUCUGUGCAGAAGGUCAUCCUUGACUGGGCAGAGGGAAAAGCAAACCAGGACGUUCAUUUCAUGUUUCCUCUUCCUUUCCGUGAUCUGAACCUGAAAAAGGACCAAUACAGUCUGAUGCAACUUCUUUCCCACUACUUCUCAGAGCUGAACGAGAUUGACAGCAUUGAAGAUGGUGAAACCAAAACUGUUUUCAUUUUUGAUGGUCUGGAUGAGUGUCGACUUCCUCUAGACUUCAAAAACAAUGAGAAGUGCUGUGAUGUCACACAGCCAACCUCAGUGGACGUGCUGCUGACAAACCUCAUCGAGGGGAAUCUGCUUCCCUCUGCUCUCGUCUGGAUAACCUCAAGGCCUGCAGCAGCCAAUCAGAUCCCUCCUGAGUGUGUUGACCAGGUGACAGAGGUACGAGGGUUCAAUGAUCCACAGAAGGAGGAGUAUUUCAGGAAGAAAAUCACAGAUCAGAAUCUGGCCAAUGAAAUCAUCAAACACAUGAAGACAUCAAGGAGCCUCCACAUCAUGUGCCACAUGCCAGUCUUCUGUUGGAUAUCAGCCACUGUCCUUGAGAUGAUACUGAAAGAGGCAGAGAAGGAUGAAGUCCCCAAAACUCUGACCCAGAUGUACUCACACUUCAUACUCAUCCAAACCAUUGUGAAGAACAAGAAGUACAACAAAGCCACAGAGACAAACCCAAAGGAACUGUCUCAGUCAGACAAAGAGAUGAUCCUGAAACUGGCCAAGCUGGCUUUCCAACAGCUGCAGAAGGGCAACCUGAUCUUCUAUGAGGACGACCUGAGAGAGUGUGGCCUUGAUGUCACAGAGGCAUCAGAGUACUCAGCAUUGUGUACAGAGAUCUUUAAAGAAGAAUCUGGGCUGGACCAAGAGAAGGUCUACAGCUUUGUGCAUCUGAGCAUUCAGGAGUUUCUAGCAGCAGUGCAUGCUUUAGAAUCAUGUCUGGACAAGAAGGAAAAUGUUUUCUCCCCCAAAGCAGUCACUAGUGAUGAUGAUGACUACAAUGAUGAAGAGGAGUCAAUCCAGUUGUCUGACUUACACGAGAGCGCGGUGGAGCAGGCCUUGACGAGUCAGAAUGGACACCUGGACCUGUUCCUCCGCUUCCUUCUGGGUCUCUCACUGGAGUCCAAUCAGAAUCUGUUACGAGGCCUUCUGACACAGACAGGAAGUACAACACAGAGCAAUGAGGAAACAGUUGAGAGAACAGUCAGGUACCUUUCAGACAAGAUCGAGGAGGAAUCCUCACCAGAAAGGAUCAUCAACUUGUUCCACUGUCUGAAUGAACUUGGUGCCAACUCUCUAGUUGAAGACAUGCAGACCUCCCUGCGAUCAGGAACUCUUUCAGAAACAGAGCUAAAACCUGAUCAAUGUUCAGCCCUGGCCUACCUGUUACUGAUGUCAGAGGAGGUGCUGGAGGAGUUUGACCUGAAGACAUACAAUACAACAAAGGAAGGUUAUCAGAGGUUGCUGCCGGUAGUGAAAACCUGCAAGAGAGCACUACUGGAUCGCUGCGAACUCACAUAUAAAUCCUGUGAGACUCUGGCCUCAGCUCUGCAGACACCAAACUCCCCCCUGAGAGAACUGGACCUCAGCUACAAUGACCUGGAAGACAGAGGAGUGGAGCUGCUCUGUGUUGGACUAACCAGUCCACUCUGCAACAUACAGACACUAGUACUGGAUGGUUGUGAACUCACAUAUAAAUCCUGUGAGACUCUGGCCUCAGCUCUGCAGACACCAACCACCCCCCUGAGAGAACUGGACCUCAGCAACAAUGACCUGGAAGACAGAGGAGUGAAGCUGCUCUCUGUUGGACUAACCAGUCCACUCUGCAACAUACAGACACUAGUUCUAGGUCAGUGUGGUCUGACAGAGGGUUGCUGUUCAGAUCUGGCCUCAGUCCUGAGUUCACCCAACUCACAACUGAAACAACUGGAGCUGAGAGACAAUGACCUGCAGGACUCAGGAGUUACACUGCUGUCUGCUGGACUGGAGGAUCCAGACUGUAAACUACACACACUGGGGCUGUCUGGCUGUCUGGUCACAGAGGAGGGCUGUGCUGCUCUGUCUUCAGCUCUGAGGUCAAACCCCUCCCACCUGAAAGAGCUGGACCUGAGCUACAAUCACCCAGGAGACCCUGCAGGUGGACUGCUUUCAGCUGCUCUGGUGGAUCCCACAUAUAAACUGAUGAAGCUGAAUGUGGAUCAUGGUGGAGAGUGCAGGCUGAAAUCAGGGCUGAGGAAAUAUGCCUGUCAUCUCACCCUGGACCCAAAUACAGCACACCCAUUCCUGAUACUGUCUGAGGGGAACAGGAAGGUGAUAUUAGUGGAAGAGAAGCAGCAUUAUGAAGACCAUCCAGACAGAUUUGACUGUAGUCCCCAAGUUCUCUGCAGAGAAGGCUUAUCUGGAUCUCGUUAUUACUGGGAGGUGAAGAUGUAUAGUGACAGCGAUGCCAAUGCUGACAUUGGUGUGGUGUACAAAGGAAUGAAGAGGAAGGGAGGGGGGGUUGACAGUAGGAUUGGACACAAUAGGAAGUCCUGGUGUUUAUACUGCUAUGAUUGUCGUUGCACUGGUAGCAGCUAUACGUUUAGCCAUGCUGGAGUCAGGAGAUCCAUCUCUUAUCCUGUUUUGAGAAAAAUCUUCUCUAUUCAUGAUUCUGAAAGAGUUGGUGUUUAUCUGGACUGGCCAGCUGGUACUUUGGCCUUCUAUAGUGUGUCCUCCUCUGGUACACUGACACACCGUUACACAGAACACACCACAUUCACUGAACCCCUCUAUCCUGGGUUUGGGGUUUACUCCUCCACCUCAGUGACCCUGUGUCAGAUAGAUGACCAACACAUUCAGAGACACCAUGGUGGAGAGUGUUGGAUCAAGCCUGGACCUGAGGACACCAGAGACCAUGGUGAGAAAUGGAUUCCUCAGAGCUGUAAGACUUGUGACCAUGUUGAGGACUCCACACACUGGCUUCAGAUUGAACCCUUGACUUCCACUGUCCAGGGAGUGACAAUGUUCAGGCACAGGACACCCAAAGGGAGUUAUGAGUGCACAGUGUCUGGGCUCCGCUGGCUGUGUGAGAGAGAUGUCAUUCUGAACUAUCACUUCAGGAACUGGGAACCCUACAGUCAACUUCUGAAAGACAUGCAGUACACACAAGGUGGUCCAUUGCUGGACAUCACUAUGGAGUUAGGUGAACUGGAGGAAGUUCAUCUGCCACACUGUGUCUGUUUAGGGACCAACCCUUCCCUGAGGAAUGAGAUGAAGAUUCUUCAUGUAGAGGAACAUGGAGUGUCUUUAGAGGAAGUGCAUGAGGUCACCAGAUUCCAUGCUAAGAUUCUCCAUCCCAAGUUCUCACCUAUCUCUCACUGAGAUUACUGUCUUGGAACGUAGAUGUCCACUGUGAGCUGAUGCUCUAUCUGACAGUGAAAAAGGAAACACUAAUUCCACGCCUAUACCUGUUCCCCAGUAACCCCGGCCAAAUACAGGCUGUGGAACAACAGUAAAAGUUUCAAGGGUCUUCAAGGAUUCUCAUCUCAAGACCAGAGCAGUCCUUCAAACUGAAUAGUUCCUUCAGACUGAACAUUCCCUGUUCUACCUCCAUCAAUCCACCGAGGAUUCAUCUCAUACAUAGAGACACCACACCAAGCUUUUUCAGGGCGGUUGUGAAAAUGACAGGGAUUGACAUUGAGAUGGAGUUAUUCAGUGAUGAUGAGAGGACAGUAUGGAAAGAAAUUGUAUCACGAGGUAGGAGCACAUGUCAAUCAUCACUUUGUACUUUUGUACCAGAUGCUAUUU
Molecule: messenger RNA, 4731 nt
Organism: Salmo salar (Atlantic salmon)
Lineage: Eukaryota; Metazoa; Chordata; Actinopteri; Salmoniformes; Salmonidae
Source: RefSeq, a predicted model, not a curated record